UUGGAACUGAUCACGUGACUGAACUUGACAUCUCUGCACACUUCUGCACUCCUGACCAACUCAAAGACGUCUCUCUGAUUAAAGAGGAACAUUUCUCCUGUCGCAGUAGAGUCGGCAGACAACAUGAGGAUGUGGAGGGAAACUCUGGGUGUCCUGUUACUGUGGGCCUGUCUGCACUCGGCUCACUCACGGGGCUGCUCGUCCUUGUUCUGCCGAAAGUCUCACCGUGUCAGCGGCUUGAAUGGAGUCGACCCCGGGUCUCCUCUCUUCCUCACUCCUUAUCUGGAGAAGGGAGCCAUAGCUGAAGCCAGAAAACUGAGCCUGGUCGGAGAUCUGCCAGGUGCCAACGUCAAGAGUUAUGCAGGGUACCUCACUGUCAACAAGAAAUACAACAGCAACCUCUUCUUCUGGUUCUUCCCUGCACUCAUGGCGACCCGAGAUAAAGCUCCGGUGCUGCUCUGGCUGCAGGGCGGCCCGGGUGGUACCUCCAUGUUCGGGCUCUUUGUGGAACAUGGACCAUAUGUGGUGUUUAAGAACCUGACCGUUGGUAUGAGAGAUUACGCUUGGACAUCCAGGUAUUCAGUUUUGUACAUUGACAAUCCGGUUGGAACAGGUUUCAGCUUCACUAAUGAUGACCAAGGUUUUGCUCAGAACCAGGAUGAUGUUGGCAGAGAUUUGUACAGUGCUUUAACACAGUUCUUCCAGUUAUUCCCCGAGUACCAGUCUAAUGAGUUCUAUGCAACUGGAGAGUCUUAUGCAGGGAAGUAUGUUCCAGCCAUUUCAUAUUACAUCCAUAAAAACAACCCCACUGCCAAAGUGAAAAUUAACUUAAUGGGGAUGGCUAUUGGUGACGGGCUCUGUGAUCCAGAACUGAUGCUGGGUGGUUACGCUGACUUCAUGUACCAAACAGGCAUGAUAGAUGAACUCCAACGACAGUAUGUCAUCCAGCAGACAGACUUUGGGGUUAAACUCAUCCAGCAGGAGAAGUGGGUGGAGGCUUUUCAGGUUUUUGACAGCUUGCUGAACGGUGACGUGGCACCAUAUCCUUCCUUCUUCCAAAAUGCUACCGGCUGCACUAACUACUACAACUACAUGCAGUGUCGAGAGCCUGAAGACCAGGAGUACUUCUCCCAGUUUGUGACUCUGCCGGCUGUGCGACGCUCCAUCCAUGUGGGGAACCUGACGUUCCACGAUGGGUCCGAGGUGGAGAAGCACCUUCUGCAGGACGUCAUGAAGAGCAUCAAACCCUGGCUUGGAGUGUUGAUGGACAACUAUAGGGUCUUAAUCUACAGUGGUCAGCUGGAUGUGAUCGUAGCAGCGCCUCUGACUGAGAGGUUCCUGCCAACCGUCAACUGGACGGGGGCGACUGACUUCAAAACGACUCCUCGCUUCCACUGGAAGGUCCAGCCCAGCGACACAGAGGUGGCCGGUUAUGUGAGACAAGUGGGAGAGUUUUACCAGGUCAUCAUAAGAGGAGGAGGACACAUUCUGCCCUACGACCAACCGGCGAGGUCGUUUGACAUGAUUGACAGGUUCCUGUCGACGCGGGGCUGGAUAUGAGUUUAAGUGUUUUGGUGCUGAAACGCAGCUGAUGAAAGCACAUCCACUUUUUAAAGAGCCUAUUUUUAAUUAUUGACUGUUGAUUUUAAUCACUGAUGACUGUCUCAGGCAAUGUAAAUCAGCACGUGGUUGGAUUUAUACACAUGCAGCUGAUCUUUUAUUUUUUUUAGCAGAGGUGACAUUUGGUGUGUGCUGCUCUUUUAUGCACUGCAAUAAAAUAAGAUUACUCUGCCUGGAUGCAGAUGUCUGAAUUCCUCCAAUAUCAGCAAAUCAUGAUAAAAAAAUUGCCAGACUUACUAUCAGGCCUGAGUUCAACAGAAAUAAUGUGUGAGGAAAAUACUCCUUAUGAUGCAUUAAAUCUGUCCAUGCUUGUUGAUGAACUAUAAAGAAAAACCCCUGAAACCA
Messenger RNA from Trematomus bernacchii (emerald rockcod), 1965 nucleotides. RefSeq names its product carboxypeptidase vitellogenic like (gene cpvl). The transcript has 13 exons. Gene Ontology annotation, biological process: proteolysis. Gene Ontology annotation, molecular function: serine-type carboxypeptidase activity. NCBI's taxonomy places the organism in Eukaryota, Metazoa, Chordata, Actinopteri, Perciformes, Nototheniidae. The record is from RefSeq and is a predicted model, not a curated record. The coding region runs from base 124 to 1560 and encodes 478 amino acids.